AUGUUUUGAGUGGUUGUCACAGGAAGUGCCACAGUUGAAAUGGGUGGAUCUAAGUUUUUCUACAAAUCUGAUUGACCUGUCAGCAUUGUCGAAGGCGUUUUAUCUCCGGAGAUUGAAUCUAGAAGGCUGCACGAAUCUGAGUACGCUACCAAAAGAGAUGAAAAACAUGAAGAGCCUUGUUUUUAUGAACCUGAGAGGAUGUGUAAUGCUUUCUUCUCUACCAGAAAGACUGCAUUUAAUAUCUCUGAAGACUCUCAUCCUCAGUGGCUGCUCAAGAUUUAAAAAGUUUGAGCUGAAUUCCGAAAAUCUUGAAUUUCUACAUUUAGAUGGCACUGCAAUCAAGAACCUUCCCAAAAGCAUCAAAAACUUCCAGAAACUUGUGUUACUUAAUUUGAAAGACUGCAAAAUGUUGGAGUCUCUACCUUACUGUCUCGCCAAGUUAAAGGCUCUUGAAGAACUAAUACUCUCUGGUUGUGAAAGUCUUACGAGGUUUCCUGAUAUUAAGGAAAACAUGAAAAACCUGCAGAUUUUACUACUCGACAGGACGUCAAUAAAAGAGCUACCAAAUAUGUUACUGCAUUGUGUUAAAUGCAAAGACCAAGUGGUCUGCCGUCAGCCAUUCCGGAUGAACGGUGUAUCCUUGUUGCGGCAUCUGUGCUUAAGGGGAAAUAAAGAUAUCUGCAGCCUGGGAUCUAGCAUCAGUCAACUCUAUCAUCUGAAAUGGAUCGACUUGAAGUAUUGUGAUAGUUUACUUUCUAUCUCAACACUGCCACCAAAUCUUCAAUGCUUAGAUGCGCAUGGUUGUAUUUCACUAAAAACAGUAGCCGUUCCCUUGGCCCUUCUUAUGCCAACAACGCAGCAGGUCCCCGCCUCAUUCAUUUUCACUAACUGUGGAAAACUAGAGCAAGCUGCGAAGAAUCAAAUUGUAUGUUAUGCUCACAGUAAGAGCCACCUCCUCUCAGACGCAUUGAAUCGCCACAAUAAGGGUUUUGCAUUUGAAACUUUGGUUGCCACUUGCUUUCCUGGAAGUGAAGUUCCUGCUUGGUUUAGUCACAUAGCUUCUGGAGCAGAGUUAUAUCCAGAACUUCCUGGACACUGGAGUGAAAAUGGAUCUGUUGGAAUAGCUCUGUGUGCUAUUGUCUCAUUUGAGCACUACAAAACUCGAAACAACAACCUCCAGUUGAAAUGCAGAUGUGAGUUUGACGAUGUUGAGACACUGUCUAGCAACUUUAAUUGCCAUAUUGGAGGUUUAUUUGAGACAGGUGAUGAGGAACGCACCAUUAAGUCGACUCAUGUGUUCAUUGGCUACACCAAUUGGUUGGAUAUAGAAAAAUGUCAAGAAGAGGAUAAUAAGAAGAAAUGCGUUCCUACUAAGGCUUCCAUAAAAUUUGAAGUUACAAAUGGUACUAAUGACGUUACGAAUUGCGAGGUCUUGAAGUGUGGCUUCAGUUUAGUUUAUGAAUCAGGUUCUUGGGAGGCAAGCUUAGGGACAGAGUGCGUCACACAUUGUGAAGGUAUAUUGUCAGGUUUCUUGAGAGGAAUCAAAUGGUUGUUUCAAUAACCGAAACAAGGGAUGAUGACUUCAAUGGUGACGCAACCUGUAAUAUCUAUGUAGAUCCACGGAGUGUUAAUAGCUUAUUUUAUCAACGAUAUCUUCUUGUAACAAUAUUUGAUGAGGCAAAGGUGAUUAUUGAUGUAACUCAUUUUCAUAUGUUUGUUUCUCAUGUUCCAUUAUUAAAACAGAGUUGGGACUUGAGUGCUAAAC
This is a messenger RNA of Camelina sativa (false flax), 1765 nucleotides long. Its product is annotated as disease resistance-like protein CSA1. Gene Ontology annotation, biological process: defense response. The record is from RefSeq and is a predicted model, not a curated record. Lineage: Eukaryota; Viridiplantae; Streptophyta; Magnoliopsida; Brassicales; Brassicaceae.